AUGCAACACAAUGAUACAAGUUCAAAUAAUUUAUUUACAAAUAUUGAGCGAUUAAGUACACGUGAUUUAUUAUCCUAUGGACAACUUUCAUAUGAUACUAUAUUAACAUCAAUCCAAAGUUCAUUUAUAUAUCUAUCUGAUUUAUUUCCAUCAUCACAACAUUUAUCAAAUUUAUAUGAUGAAUAUUUUUGUACAUGGUUUGAUGAAGAUGAUUUAAUAAUAUCCUUAAUAAGUUAUAAUUUAUGUAAAUCUAGUAUAUUACUUGAACAAAGAACAAAAGAAUAUAAUGAAUUAUAUCUACGUUUAAUUGAACACAAUUUUAAAUUAACUAAAAUUCAUGCAUAUACAUUAUGUUUAUUUUUACUUGAAAAUGAUAAUUUAACACAAAAAAUUAUAUCAAUUAGUCUUGAAAAACUUUUAAUAGUUGGUCAAUAUCCUAAAAAUGAUAUAUGUUCAUCAAUAAUAUCAUCAUCAGAUAAUAUUCUUAUUGAACUUGUUGAAGAAUUAUAUGCACGUACAAAACAAUCAACAACAUUACCAUAUGAAGCUUUACUUUUAUUACGUUCUUUAUCAUUAUUACUUGCACACAUUAGUUUUUUUUUUCGUGCUUUAAUUAAUGCACGUUAUUCAGCUAAAAUUAAUGAAUAG
Rotaria sp. Silwood1 is the source of this 648-nucleotide messenger RNA. Lineage: Eukaryota; Metazoa; Rotifera; Eurotatoria; Philodinida; Philodinidae. The record is from the annotation of a GenBank genome assembly.